UUACCUGAUUAGAAGACAGUAAACAAGAAGACAGGACCAAAGCCAAGUGGAGGAGUGUUACACAGACAGGUGCAAGAGAGAGAAAAAUUACAAAAAAGAAAGCGAGAAGAAGGUUUAGUAGAAGGAUAGAAGGCACAAGUGGGAAAAAAAUAAAAAUAAAAAUAAAAGAUGGAUUACGGAGAACAUGAAGAUCAGGAAGAGGAGAUAGGGGGAUUACCAGUAUCGGGGGGCUACGAAUCGCUGGGGAUCUCAUCGAGACCCAAAAUGGGAAGCACAGGUGUUGGGGAAACCAUGUCGUCCCGGAGGAAAACAGCGACCAGAUACCGAGAGUGCUUGAAGAACCACGCCGUCAGCAUCGGUGGCCACGCCGUAGACGGAUGUGGAGAGUUCAUGGCUGCAGGAGAGGAAGGGACACUCGACGCCCUAAAAUGUGCAGCCUGUAACUGCCACCGCAACUUCCACCGCAAAGAGACUGACGGUGGAGGGGUUUACCAUCCCCAAUUCAACCCCUAUUACCGUACGCCGACGGGAUACCUGUCGGUGGCCCAUCACCAUCGGCCGCUGGCUCUGCCAUCGACGUCCGGAGGAGGAGGAGGAGGGCACAGCAGGGAUGACCAAGAGGACAUGUCAAAUCCCAGCGGUGGAAGCGGUGGUGGUGGGGGCGGCACGAAGAAACGUUUCAGAACGAAGUUCACGCCGGAGCAGAAGGAUAAGAUGCUAGCCUUCGCGGAGAAGCUAGGGUGGAGGAUUCAGAAGCACGACGACGCCGCCGUGCAGCAGUUUUGUAACGAGACUUGUGUCAGGCGCAACGUGCUCAAGGUUUGGAUGCACAACAACAAGCACACUCU
Molecule: messenger RNA, 848 nt
Organism: Macadamia integrifolia
Lineage: Eukaryota; Viridiplantae; Streptophyta; Magnoliopsida; Proteales; Proteaceae
Product: zinc-finger homeodomain protein 2-like
Biological process (GO): regulation of developmental process; regulation of DNA-templated transcription
Cellular component (GO): nucleus
Molecular function (GO): transcription cis-regulatory region binding; DNA-binding transcription factor activity
Source: RefSeq, a predicted model, not a curated record